Messenger RNA from Nezara viridula (southern green stink bug), 501 nucleotides. NCBI's taxonomy places the organism in Eukaryota, Metazoa, Arthropoda, Insecta, Hemiptera, Pentatomidae. The record is from the annotation of a GenBank genome assembly.
AUGUUGAAGGGAUUUGUCGACUAUGAGAUUCGCGGCAGACUUCUGUCGCAGUACGUGAGCAGCAUAGAGCUCCAACCGAUCAGAUAUCCAAGCUUAGUUUGCUCAUUGAGUGCUGGAGUUUAGGAGAUGAGAUGUUUGAGGAACACGAUCCACACCAAUUUGAUGUUCACCUAUGUUUUGGCUGACUUCAUGUGGAUACUAUCUCUAACUGUAAAGUCUGGCCCAAGAGUCUCUACCCUAAGUCAGCUGCAUUCUGCUCCUCCAGUCCAUUCCACUCCUAUCAAAGGCUUCUUUGAUUCCUUCUUCCCACCUUUUUCUUGGUCUUUCCUGUGGCUGCCUUCCCUCCCCUCUUACCUCAAAGGGAGCCCUGGCUGUUUUCAGCCAUUCGCAGACAUGUCCAAACCACCUAAAACGGAGGUGGGUUGCCCCUUCGACCUAAUUUCUACCCUCACCGUUGAAAAACAACGUCUCGCAUUUAUAAUGAAUGCCGUUGAAAAUUAA